Messenger RNA from Acaulospora morrowiae, 453 nucleotides. NCBI's taxonomy places the organism in Eukaryota, Fungi, Glomeromycota, Glomeromycetes, Diversisporales, Acaulosporaceae. The record is from the annotation of a GenBank genome assembly.
AUGGAGAUGGCGGACUUGAUGUUUCGUACGACAGCCGAUUCAGAGAAUGAUAAAGAAGCCGUAUUCUACAAAUUGGAGAUGUUAGGUUAUCAAGUUGGCCAAAGUUUAGUUGAAAGAUUUACGAGAGAUCGACCACGUUUUGUCGAUACAUUGGACGUGGUCAAAUUUAUUUGCAAAGAAUUCUGGACCAUAAUCUUUAAAAAACAAAUCGAUAAUUUGAAGACUAAUCAUAGAGGUGUAUAUGUGUUACAAGAUAACAACUUUAGAUGGUUUCUCAGAAUGUCAACUGAAACUGGAAGUGCUGACGCCGCGAAGAGAGCUAUUGCCUAUUUUUGGUUUCCAUGUGGGUUGAUUAGAGGUGCUCUGGCUAAUUUGGGCGUGGUCAGCGUAGUAGUUGCCGAAACAACCUCCUUGCCACAAUGCACAUUCCAAAUAAAGAUUGCAAAAUCAUAG